Daktulosphaira vitifoliae (grape phylloxera) is the source of this 1658-nucleotide messenger RNA. RefSeq names its product ubiquitin carboxyl-terminal hydrolase calypso (gene calypso). Gene Ontology annotation, cellular component: cytoplasm. Gene Ontology annotation, molecular function: cysteine-type deubiquitinase activity. Lineage: Eukaryota; Metazoa; Arthropoda; Insecta; Hemiptera; Phylloxeridae. Bases 69 to 1601 code for a protein of 510 amino acids. The record is from RefSeq and is a predicted model, not a curated record. Gene Ontology annotation, biological process: ubiquitin-dependent protein catabolic process; protein deubiquitination. The transcript is spliced from 3 exons.
UUAAUUCACAUUUAAUAGAUAACAUAUUUAAUAAUUUCGAAAUAAUUUGUUAUGUAACCUUGUUUAAAAUGCCUGUUGAUCUACACAGAUUGAUUCAGGGAUGGCUAGAAUUAGAAAGUGAUCCCGGGUUGUUUACAUUAUUGCUAGAAGACUUUGGUGUGAAAGGCGUUCAGUUAGAAGAAAUCUAUGACCUUCAAAAGCCUUUUCUAGAUAGCCCCGUUUAUGGAUUUAUAUUUUUGUUUCGAUGGAUUGAAGAACGCCGUAGUCGGAGAAAAAUAGUAGAUCAAACUGACAUUUUUGUUAAAGAUAAUGAUGCCAUAAAUAGUAUAUUUUUUGCUCAGCAAAUGAUUCCAAAUAGCUGUGCUACUCACGCCUUGUUAUCAGUAUUGCUCAACUGUCCAGGAAUUCAUCUUGGAGAAACAUUGGGAAGGCUAAAAGAACAUACACGAGAUAUGGAUCCUGAAAAUAAAGGAUGGGCUAUUGGUAAUACUCCAGAAUUAGCACGUGCUCACAACUCACAUGCUAUGCCAAAAAGUAGACCCCGAAUGGACAAAACACCUGGUCUAACAACAGGUCGAUUUACUGGUGAAGCAUAUCAUUUUGUCAGUUAUGUACCAAUUAAUGGUCAUUUAUAUGAGUUGGAUGGUCUUAAACCAUAUCCAAUGGAUCAUGGUCCUUGGGCAGAAGAAGAAGAGUGGACUGAAAAGUUCAGAAGAGUUAUAAGUGACAGAAUAGGUGUAUCAGCUGAGUAUAGUGAUAUAAGAUUUAACUUAAUGGCUGUAGUCCCAGAUAAAAGAAUAGGUAUUACCCAUAAGUUAAAUAUGUUAAAGACAAACAGACAAAUUGUUUUAGAAGCACUACAACAACUUGUAUUGGUGGAUGAUUAUGUAAAAAAAAGAAAAAGUAGUGAUAAUGAGUUAUCAUCUAAUAAAUGUAUAAAAAAAGAUUUGUCUCCAGUUCCUGGUACCUCAAAAGAUUUCAACGAUGAAAAAACAUGCCCAGAAUCAGGAAAUAUUGUAGUUAUUCACGUGAAAUCAUCAGAUUAUAAUUACGAAGGAAAUGAAAAUCAAAAAGAAUUAAAAAGUGUGUGCUUAGAAGCAGGUGCUAUGCCAAAAGGAUGGGAAACUACUUCUGGGCAUUGCAUGGAUAAAGAAUUACAGAAUAAUGAAACCUCAGAAAAUGGAAUGAAAUCAAAUCAUACAUUUACUCCAAAAGAUUUACUAGCUUUAGUUAAAAACUUAGAACUAGAAAUAAAUAUGAGUGAAGGGAUAUUACGAGAAGAAAAUGAAAAACGUAACAAAUAUAAGAUUGAUGAUUGUAGACGUACGCAUAAUUAUGAUCAAUUUAUUUGUACAUUUUUAACUAUGCUAGCCCAGAAAGGUAUACUGGCUGAUUUAGUUCAACAACAUAUGGGAACACAAAAAAAAAAUACAAAUGCUCAAUUAUUGUCAGUGCAAUCACAAUCAAUUAAUCAAGCUCAAAUUAAGUCUAAAACAAAUAAAACAAGUUCUAAAAAUAGUACUAAUACUACAACUUCUACUACGUCAACUAGACUAAGAAAUAAACGUAAAACUAGUACUAAAAAAGGACGUAAAUCAUGAAAGGUUUAAAUUGUAUUUAUUAAUUUAAAGUAUGAAUUAUAUUUAUAUUUCAUUUCA